Messenger RNA from Paramecium octaurelia, 2193 nucleotides. The record is from the annotation of a GenBank genome assembly. NCBI's taxonomy places the organism in Eukaryota, Ciliophora, Oligohymenophorea, Peniculida, Parameciidae.
AUCUUCAUGAAAUUCAUCAUUGAUGACAUAGAAGUUAUUUUCCCUUACAAAUUUCUGUAUAAGGAACAAUUGGAGUACAUGUAAGCGUUGAAAUAAACCCUGGAUGAAAAAGGACAUGGAAUUUUGGAGAUGCCUACAGGAACAGGGAAGACAGUCUCAUUGCUCGCAUUCAUUCUUGCCUAUUUAGCACAAAGACCUAACACAAUUAAAAAGUUGAUUUAUUGCACUCGUACAGUGGUGGAGAUGGAAAAAACAUUAGAGGAAGUCAGAUUAGUUUUGAAGGCCAGAAAAGCGGAAGGUCUUAAUGAUAAUUUUACUGCUGUCGGAUUGAGUUCAAGAAGAAAUCUGUGUAUCAAUCCUGAUGUUGUCAAUUAGAAAGAUAGAGUGGAUUCUGAAUGCAGAAAACGAACAGCUGAAUGGGUUAAGAGGGGAUAAGGUGAAACAUGCAUAUUUUAUGACAACUUUGAGAAAUCUGCCAAAGAAUUCAUAAACAAUCUACCUAAUGAUGUUUAUAGUUUAAGUGAUUUACGUAAGAAUGGAGGUUAUUCUAUGCAAUGUCCGUAUUAUACUGCGAGGGAAAUGGUCAAGAAGGCCAAUAUUGUUGUGUAUAACUAUCUUUAUUUGAUUGAUCCAGGAAUAUCUUCAUUAUUGUCUAAGGAUUAUAUCAAGGAGAGUGUGGUUGUCUUUGAUGAGGCCCAUAACAUAGAUGACGUGUGUAUUGAAGCCUAUACGGUGAGAUUGAAUAAGCCCAUAUUGGCUGAAGCAAUCAACAAUCUCAAAAUUGUGGAGACACAAAUUUAGAGUGAGACUAAUGAGAUUUAAAAUAGGUUGAAUGAAGAAUAUAAGAAGUUGAUUAAGAAUUUGGAGAAGAAACCUGAAGGAGAAUUGAAUUAACUGGUUAUUCCAGGGUAAAUUAGGAAAGCAAGAAACUUCAUUGAUUUUAUGAAGAGAGUUAUCAAUUCGCUGAGGAAGAAGUUAAAAGAUAAUUCAGAAGCACUUAAAACAUCUCAUGCUAUUUUACACCACACUAAAAGCUUUACUGAAGAGAUAUAAAAGGAAGGGAAUCUAGACAUUGAUUCUCUCAAAUAAUGUGGAGAACGAUUAAAUCUACUACUAAACACUUUGCAAAUCUCAGAAACUGACAAAUUUAGACCACUUAGCACUGUUGCACAAUUUGUUAUGUUCUUAGUUCAAUAUCAGGAAGGAUUCAAAGUAAUAUUUCAAUCUAAUAACUACGAAGGAACCUUAAAUGAAAAAUUAAUGACCCUGGCUUGUUUUGAUAGUUCCUUAGCCAUGAAAAACAUCUUCGCUUCAUUUCAAUCUGUCAUCCUCACUUCAGGUACCAUGUCACCAAUUGAUAUUUAUCCAAAAAUCUUAGACUUUAGACCAGUCGUUGCUAAAUCUAUCGACAUUGAAUUAACACGUAACUCCAUUCAGCCUAUAAUUGUUACUAUGUCAGAAGAUGGCACUGAAUUGACAUCAGAAUUUACAUUCAGAAAUAAUGAGGAUGUCUCAAGGAAUUACGGCAACUUUUUGCUUGAAUUGUCUGAAAACGUCCCUGAUGGCCUCAUUGUCUUCAUGCCUUCUUAUAGCCGAAUGGAGGAGUGGGCAAGGCAAUGGCAAAAGGAUAAGUAUUUAGAAUAAAUUUCAAAAAAUAAAGUAUUGCUAAUAGAAUCGAAGGAUGUAAAUGAGACAUCAUAAAAAUUGUAAUAAUAUCGUAAAUGUUGUGAUGUUGGUAGAGGAGCUGCUUUAUUUUCAAUUGCUAGAGGUAAGAUUGCAGAAGGUAUAGAUUUUGAAGGUCAUUAUGGAAGAUGUGUUGCAGUGAUUGGAUUUCCAGCCUUGAACAGUAAAGACACUUUGAUUUUAGAGAGAUGCAAGUUUUUAGAGGAGAAAUUUAAAAUAACAAAAAAUGAUUUUAUUGAAUUUGAUGCUAUGAGAUAAACAUGUUAAUGUUUGGGUAGAGUUCUAAGGGGUAAGCAGGAUUAUGGAAUCAUGAUUAUGGCUGAUAAGAGAUUUGCUUAGAAGAGUAAAUUAUAAAAAAUGCCUAGAUGGAUUUAUAAAUAAUUAGACUAAUCUAGAUGUUUAAAUAUUACUAGUGAGACUGCCAUCACUGUAGUUCGAGAUUUCUUUAGAUAGAUGGCACAACCUUUUAAAAUUGCUGAUAAUAGUUAUUUUACAUAAGACACAUUGUGA